Messenger RNA from Suillus paluster, 850 nucleotides. RefSeq lists its product as uncharacterized. The transcript has 9 exons. The record is from RefSeq and is a predicted model, not a curated record. Lineage: Eukaryota; Fungi; Basidiomycota; Agaricomycetes; Boletales; Suillaceae. Bases 1 to 699 code for a protein of 232 amino acids. Gene Ontology annotation, molecular function: oxidoreductase activity.
AUGAUCCUGCCCACCAAGGGUCCCCAGCUGGAAUCGGCAGCGACUGAGAUUGAAAGCCUAGGAAGACAAGUUUGCGUUGUUCCAGCUGACGUGUCCGUCGACGAGCAAGUCAAAGAGAUGGUCGAUUGUGCCGUUACUAAACUUGGUGGAUUGAACGUUAUGGUUGCUAAUGCCGGAGUGGUGACAUUCGCCUCGCUUAUAUCCUCAAGUGUAGAGUCAUGGGACCGUACAUUGGCAGUAAAUGCCCGUGGACCUUAUCUCUGUUACAAGUAUGCUGCCACGCAGAUGAUUGACCAGGGGCUUGGCGGUCGCAUCAUUGGUGCCAGCUCUGUCGCGGGCAAAAUGGCUUUCCCCUACCAUUGCUCGUACACAGCGAGCAAAUUUGCAGUCCGAGGGCUGACUCAAGUCGCGGCUCUUGAGCUUGGAAAAUAUGGCAUUACGGUAAAUGCAUAUGCUCCUGGCGUGAUACAGACUCCUAUGGCCCAGGACGUCCUGGAUGAGUCUGGGAAGGUGGAUGUUACAGUUAUCGACGAUCCUGUCUCGAUCAAGUGGAUUAAUUCGUUACUUGAGAAUGUUCCUAUCAAGCAUGUUGGACAGCCCGAAGAUAUAGCUAGCAUCGUAAGCUAUCUCGCGUCGAAGGAAGCGCACUUCAUUACCGGCCAAUGCAUCUCCAUCGAUGGAGGAAUCAGCAUGUCCUGAGAAGGUUCUGUGAAGAAUGGCGUUCUUGCUCCUCGCAGAUGCUGUGGUUUUGGUGAUAAACGUGCGCCAAAGGAUCAUUUUCUCUAUAUUUUGGAAGUGUUUUAUGUAGUUUUACAUGGCAUUGAAAACAAGCCAUUGGUUCUUUUACUCU